Balaenoptera musculus (blue whale) is the source of this 5332-nucleotide messenger RNA. RefSeq names its product GIPC PDZ domain containing family member 2 (gene GIPC2). The transcript is spliced from 5 exons. Gene Ontology annotation, molecular function: protein binding. NCBI's taxonomy places the organism in Eukaryota, Metazoa, Chordata, Mammalia, Artiodactyla, Balaenopteridae. Bases 796 to 1551 code for a protein of 251 amino acids. The record is from RefSeq and is a predicted model, not a curated record.
GAUUCCUAACCACCGCGCCGCCAGGGAAAUCCCUAAAAAUUGAGCCAUUUUUAAAGGAGGAGAAAGAAGCCAGGAGAUGAGAGGAGGGAGUGGGUUAUCGACGGAAGAACAUACACAACCUAAAAGUUUUGAGUUAAGUUUCAUUCGGGGACCUUACUGAGGACUAUAGCGGAGGAGAGCCUCUCAGAUAGCUCUGAGGAACUGCUCAGAAGAGGUAAGGGAGAAGCCAGGAUAUAUGAGUGUUUUUGUCGGAUAAAAACGUGUUGUGGAACAUGAAAAGAUGACUGCUAAUCACAAAGGACAGACAUCUCAAGUUAAUGAUUGUAGUGCUUUCCUAUGUAGGGGAAGAUGCAAGAGUCUGAGUUCACUGAAAUGAUUCCUUAGGUAUGCAUCUUAACUAUCUAGGGCCAGUGUCCAAAUCACAGAAUGCUUCCUUGUUUUCUCCAUCCUGAAUUCCCCUCAGGGCACACCAUCCGGGGCAGCUGCGAUGGUUGAUGGCUUGAUCCUUGUAGAACUGGAAUGGCAGGCAACAUUCCCCUUCCUCAGGGUCCAACUUUUCUUCUCCCUGAUCCAUCCGGAGGGCAGGUGGCUGCUCGGCCGGUUGCAGGUGCGACUCCUCUCGGUGGAGGAGGGCCCUGAGCAGGCGGGGCCAGGCGGGAGCGCCUCUGCCAUUGGCCCAGCCCAGGCUGCACCUGCCCGGAGCCGGCAGGCCCUUAGCACAAAGUCCGGGGGCCCAGGCCAAGGAGGCAGCAGUUCGUGGCAACGCAGGUGGGUCCCCGCCCUCGGCCAGGCAAGAUGCCCCUGGGGCUGCGGAGAAAAAAGAAAUUCACUACCAAGGAGACCUCCCGGCUGGUGGAGGGCGAGCAGACGAAUGCGGCCGGCGGCAGCCUCCCCAGCCUCCCGGCGCCCACCUGCAGGCUGGUUUUCCACACGCAGCUGGCCCACGGCAGCGCCACGGGCAGAGUGGAGAACUUCUCCAGCAUCCAGGAGCUCUACGCCAAGAUCGCGGGCGUGUUUGAGAUUUCGCCGUCGGAGAGAAUUAAAGAUGGCAGCAUAGUUGACUCAGUUAAAACAAUCUGUGUGGGGGAUCACAUUGAAGCCAUCAAUGGAGAAACUAUCGUUGGGUGGCGUCACUUUGAUGUUGCUAAGAAGUUAAAGGAAUUAAAAAAAGAGGAACUCUUUACCUUGAAGUUAAUAGAACCUAAGAGGGCCUUUGACAUGGAGCCCCGGUCAAAAGCUGGAAAGUCAUCAACAGGAAGGAUUGGUACUGGAAGGGAGACACUUCGCCUGAGAUCAAAAGGUCCUGCCACUGUGGAAGAAGUGCCCUCUGAAACCAAAGCGAAGGCGAUUGAAAAGGUUGAUGAUCUUCUUGAAUUGUACAUGGGAAUUCGGGAUAUCGAUUUAGCUACUACAAUGUUUGAAGCUGGAAAGGACAAAGGUAAUCCAGAUGAAUUUGCUGUGGCACUUGAUGAAACCCUUGGAGACUUUGCGUUCCCAGAUGAAUUUGUCUUUGAUGUUUGGAGAGUCAUUGGUGAUGCCAAACAAGGAUGAUGAUGAUGUGAAAGAUCGUCUCUGGAGGAAUGAACCAUUGUUCCUUAAAAAAAAAAAAAAGUUAAAAUCUUCUUUUAGACGCUUAUGGACUCUGGCUUGUUUUAUAUAUAUGAAUACAUUCUUUUGAAAUAUAAUUUUGAUUUCUGGGCACUUUUUAAUGCAGUUGCAUAUGUAGUAUGCUUAAGAUAAAUUACCUAAAACGUGAUCAAUUUUAAUACUCAUUUAAAAGCUUUUUAAAGUUAGUUUUAGAGAGUAUUUCUAGAUAGGUUAUUUUGUUCCCCAUUGACAGCCAUGUUUUGUUUUCCACGUGUAAGUAGUUGAUUGCAAUCGCCUUGUAGUUCUUUUGCAAAAUCUUAAUGCAGUGAAAACAAGGAUUGGAGUAUAAUUUGCCUCAUAACAUCUUCAUUUUGUUAUACUAGCUUGAACAGGAUAUGUUCAUGACAUGAAAUACUAAUUAUGCCUACUAGAGGUCUAGAAACAUUUUUUUAAAAAAAUCCACUGAAUAAGGGGAGGAAGAUUCCUAUAGCCUGUUGAUGUCUAUGGCUUACUUACUCUCUUUGUAAAACAAGGAUUGAUUGACUAUUAUUUUUUCUUCUUUGUAAUUGCUUCCUUGCUUCUUAAACUUGUUGAAAUCUAUUGUGUUGUGUAUGUAUUUGCACGUGUAGAAGAAGGUGAAAAAGAGGCAGAUACGGUAGAAACCAUUUAUAUUUGAUUUUUCUUUUUUUAGCAGUUCUUACAACACUAUUUCUUUUCCAUCCAUACCUACUGUUAUGUUACCCUUUAUAAGCAUUCCAGGGAAAGUUUUUAUAGUCUUUGUAGAACUUUUCUUUUGAAAGAUGUUUACUCAGAAAAUAACUAUGUUUGAGAACAUUUUUUGGGGUUAAAGAGCAACAGUUUUAAGCCUUCUGAACUUAAAAGGAGAUACUAUCAGCAGUCGAUUUCCCCCUAGUGAAAAUGAAGGAGGAAGGGAAAAUUGAGAAAAUAUAUUAGCUUAUUAUUUUAGAGCUCUAAUGCACUCUCUCUGAAACCUUACAUGAUUGAGAAAAUUGAGGGUAAAUGACUGUUUUAUCACUCUUACUUGACAUUUUACAGAUGUAAGAGAAAUGGAAAGAAAAGGUUUCAACAUAGAUCGUUUAAUAAGGCAGAGCAUGGUGUGACCAAGCGUUCUUCUAAAGUGUUAGAUGGAAAAUGCUGCAUGCUGCCGUGGUAAUCAGAAAUAAUAACCUGUGAGGGGUGUAUUCUAGGAAAUCAGAAGUAGUUCCCUUUUCGUGCUGGGUUGAUGCUUAGAUAACUCUUGUUUUCUGGUGCAACUUCACUUUUACUGCUUUCCGCUCUCUUUUUUUCACAUAAAUUUAAUGCUAUGAAUCUUGGUAUUCCUUGUCUCAUUAAUCUGAAACCUGCACAGAAACUGUUGCAGUCAUUAACAUGUAACAAAAGCAGUUUAUAGAAUGUGGAUUGUCUUAUUGCCCUUGCCCAUCAUUUGGAAAUAGCAUUCAGCCCAGGCUGUAGUAAUUUGUUGCUACUUGUUUAGUGAAUUUCUUUCAGAGGUCCCCAAAUACAUACUAAUUCUUAAUAUCACUUCUCAUAGGAUAGGAAAGUUAUUGGAUGACUUAAGAGGCCCACAGAAAUAUUUCGGUUUAAGCAAAACAUAAAUUUUUUGGCACUAGAUGUUAGAUUUGAAAUGAUGAGUCGUUGUUAAUUAUUGAUGGCUGUCUGAUUCUCCCUUCCUUUUGGAUAUGGAUGAACACUGACACUUGGUGCAAAGUCCCUGUGAUUUGUGGAAUCUCAUAUUCACAAAGUGGUUACCAUGGUCUUUCUAGAAUUUUGAUGUGUAAGGUGCCCACGGCCAUGUACAGCUGCAACUGUAACUUCCUUGUUAGCGUCAAAUGAGCAUUAAGGGUGUCAGCUGGGCACAGGUGUUUUACUACUAACAGUUUUUUUCUUCUUGAAAUGUCUUUCUCUGUUACCUCUACUGAUAAACUGAUAACAAGGUCAGUUUCUUCAUUUUGUUCUCUUACCUGAAAAUAUAUCUCUUUGUGAACUUUGUGCCUCUUGGUAAAACUCUCAGUGCACAAAAAGAACAGGGUUUCUUUUUAGAUGUCACAGUCUACAAGUGGGAGCUACCCUUAUACUGCUACAAUGAGACGAAGUCUUUUUUUUUUUUAACUGUGCCAUUUUAUUGGCACCACUAAACAUUUUCAGAAGGCCUCUGUUGUUUUCUCUUGUUCUCUAAGAACUUUUUUUUCCCCAACUGGAGGAUGAUUGUUUCAUUCUUUUUAAGAUUUUGAUUAUUUUAUUCCUGAUUUCCUUUCAUGCAAAACAACAUCCUUCAGUGGCCACUAAGAGCACACUCUGUUUUCUUUGUGGAAAGAAUGCAAAGGAUGAUGGAACGUUGGGUUCAAUGGGGUCUUGAACACAGCUCGGCUCCCAGCAGGUCUACACAUUCUGAUGACUACAAAUGGGUACAUUUUGGGUUUCUGUGAUGUUUCAAAAAUACAAUUAUAUAAUUAUAUGAUGUGAAACUCUUUAAGAAUUCAACUAAUAGGGCAUCCCUGGUGGUGCAGUGGUUAAGAAUCCACCUGCUGAUGCAGGGGACACGGGUUCGAGCCCUGGUCCAGGAAGAUCCCACAUGCUGUGGAGCAACUAAGCCUGUACGCCACAACUACUGAGCCUGCACGCCUAGAGCCUGUGCUCCACAAGAGAAGCCACCGCAAUGGGAAGCCCACACACCGCAACAAAGAGUAGCCCCCGCUCGCCGCAACUAGAGAAAGCCCACGCGCAGCAACGAAGACCCAACACAGCCAAAAAUAAAUAAAUAAUUAAAAAAAAGAAUUCAACUAUAAAAGCUGUAAUCAGUUAACCUCUGCUUGGGGCUGCUAUAGCCAAUAGUAUAAUGUGACAGAUAAUUAGCUAAAUAGAGAUAAUUUUUCCAAACGAUGUUUAAUUUGCAGUAUUUUCCCCCAUAACUUUAACAAAUAGACAUUUUCCAAGUAAAGUGCACUUUAUUUGGGUCCAUGUUGCUAGACCUCCAUCAAGUCCAGAGAGCGCCUUCCUGGUUCCUUCAGUUAUCAUUGCCUUCCUAGCAUAGUAGCAAAAUGAAUUUCACCUGCAAAUGGUGUUUUCAAAGUAAUGAUUUUUCUAAAUAGAGUACAGUUAUCUGCCAGAGAUGUAAAAGAGUGACCAUAUAAUUACCAUUUCACUCUGUGAUAUGUCUAAAACAUAUGGAUACCAAUAGCAUGCUGUUACUCUGGAGGAGGUAAUAGGUUAAGAGGACAGUUGAGUGUUUUCCUCAAGCUGUGAGUGAAUAGAGAGAGAGAUAGGAGAUGCUAUUCAACUCACAGUCCCACGUAUUAGUCCUCUGUGUAAAAUGCACAUUUAUUAUCUUCUUGACACAGACUGAAAGAGAUAUCAGAGUAAUUUAUCAUGGUUAUAAAAUGUUUCUAAGAUUGUGAAGUGUACCACUGGCACAGCCUGUCCCUACCUAUUACCUGAAAACCCAGUUCUAAGAAAUGAUCCAUGGUUAUUAUCUGCUAGGAGGGCGAGCAAAAGUUGACUAUGACAUCUUUAUUUCAUUGGAGACAUUACAUUUCUAUGAGACUUAUGUAUAGCCAUAGAUAUUUUCAAGCUAUAGGAAGAAAAAGAAAUUAAAAAACAAUUCUGAAAGAUAGUUUUAAGUAAAUGUUUUAUAUUUUGAACUGUUUGUGCCAUGCAUAUAGCAUUGACUAUAUACAGGUAAAAUAUUCUACUUUUUCAUAAAGAAAAGUUUUUUUCUCUUUUAUAA